AUGUUUAGCAAAUUCUUCAAAUAAUAAACAGAUUUUGAGAAGGCUCUAUUAAAUAGUUCCAUUUUAAAUAACUAACCCUUUCUAAAUAUUGGUGAUCUAAAAUAACUCAUGUAAGGAUUUCCUUAAGAAUAAUAAUUGAUUUGCCGUACUCCAUAACCAAUCAAGAAAACUUUUUAGAAAUUCUUUUAGUCUUUACCUGAUAAAGUAUCAUAUAGAGUAAAACUCAAAAUCUUGGCAACAUGUCAUGUUCUUUUGGAUGACUUUAUGCAUGGUGAAUAAUUUUGUGAAUCUCUUCUCGAUUGGGAUGGAUUUCGUUAUAAGUAAACCUAAGAAAAAUAGGUUGUAGGGAGAAGAACCAAGACAAAGAAAAGUUUAUCAAGAUAUAUUUCGAAAUGCUGCAAAGAUUUGCUAAUUGUCUGUACUUACUAAAAAUGGCCAAAUCACAAAAAUCUUAUACUUUAGAGAGUAAAGUUAAUAUAUUUAUUGAAGGUUUUACAGAAAAUUAAUCAGAUUAUUACAAAGCAAUCAAUUUAUUAACAAUUAUAUUUACUUAUACAUCGGUAUGUUUAUAUAAUUUAUCAUUAGAUAAUUAAAUCAGAAUUAGAUAAACAUCAGGAAGACAUUAUUGGAGAAAUUGUUUUACUUAUGUGGAAUGAUGUAAUAGCCAUCUACUUAUUUUUUGAGAAGUUCUAAUUAUUAUUUAUUAUAGGAUUAUAAUGCACUUUAUUUUAGAUUUUUAAACAUUACAAACACCUAUAUUUUUUUAAUUGAAUGAUUUGAUUCCUGAUUACAUAAGAUUAACAUCAUAAAUCUAAUAAUUUUACAAGUUGAACGAUCAUUUUCAAGAAGAAAAAUAAUUUACAGAACCUUAAUGGAAGAUUGUUGAUUAAAAAAUAUUAGAUGAAUUAGAAUAAUUUAAAUAAAGAUUAAAAAUAUAAUCAGCUAGGAGUAGAUUAGUUAAGAAUAAAAGUAAAGCUUCAUUUAGCACACAAUUAUUAUCACCAUAACAUCAAUCAACUGGUUCAUUUCUAUUCGGUAACACAACCUUAGGUUAUGUAAAAAGAUUGUCUACUGUUGAUGAUCCUUUUGAUAAUAGUGAAGAAAUGUCCAAAAAAUAUAAAAUGAUUAAAUGA
Molecule: messenger RNA, 1133 nt
Organism: Paramecium pentaurelia
Lineage: Eukaryota; Ciliophora; Oligohymenophorea; Peniculida; Parameciidae
Source: the annotation of a GenBank genome assembly